Ochlerotatus camptorhynchus is the source of this 618-nucleotide messenger RNA. Its product is annotated as FACT complex subunit spt16-like. The transcript has 3 exons. Bases 1 to 618 code for a protein of 205 amino acids. Gene Ontology annotation, molecular function: nucleosome binding. Lineage: Eukaryota; Metazoa; Arthropoda; Insecta; Diptera; Culicidae. Gene Ontology annotation, cellular component: FACT complex. Gene Ontology annotation, biological process: transcription elongation by RNA polymerase II. The record is from RefSeq and is a predicted model, not a curated record.
AUGUCGAAUAUCGUGCUCAAUAAGGAUUUCUUCUACCGACGAAUAAAACGCCUCUAUGCCAGCUGGAAGGAACCAGUGUUUUCCCAUGAUGAUUCGCUGCAGAAGACCUGGCUGCUGGGAUACGAGCUGAUCGAUACGAUUACGGUGCUGUGCGAAAAGUCAAUCUUUUUCCUGACCAGCAAGAAGAAGGUUGAUUUCCUGAAGCUGAUCGAGAGAGACGGUGAGGAGGGCAUUCCGUCGGUGAAGCUGUUGGUUCGGGAAAAGAACGACAACGACAAGGUCAAUUUUGGAAAGCUGUGGGAGGCGAUUAAGGCAUCCAAUGAUGGCAAAACGUUGGGUGUCUUCUCCAAGAACAACUUCCCGGGUGAAUUCUGUGUAUCGUGGCGAGCCUUCAGCAAGGACAAGAGCUUCGACACGGUGGGCAUCAGCGUUCCGAUUGCUCAGAAGCACUACACCUUACUGCUCAAUCUAGAAGAGCUACUGCUGAAGGUGAUGAUUCCGGGCAAGAAGCUCUCGGAGGUUUUCGACGUCGGAAUGGUUUAUGCCAAGAAGAAGGAUCUCAAUCUAAGACGUUCGAUUUUACCAGCGGGUUCUAGUUCCGGGAGAAUUCGAUCGUAG